Messenger RNA from Gossypium raimondii (Peruvian cotton), 1509 nucleotides. RefSeq names its product protein BRASSINAZOLE-RESISTANT 1. The record is from RefSeq and is a predicted model, not a curated record. Bases 145 to 1089 code for a protein of 314 amino acids. Gene Ontology annotation, molecular function: DNA-binding transcription factor activity. The transcript has 2 exons. Gene Ontology annotation, biological process: brassinosteroid mediated signaling pathway; DNA-templated transcription. NCBI's taxonomy places the organism in Eukaryota, Viridiplantae, Streptophyta, Magnoliopsida, Malvales, Malvaceae.
CCUUUAGCAUCGUUUGGGUCUUAAAGCAGAGUGAGAUUCUUGUUUUUUUCUCUCCCUUUUAACAAAUUGUUUUUCCAGCCAAGGAAAAGCGUAUUCCUCGUGACCCAACGCACCCUCUUCACCGCUGUUUGUAAAAUCGGAGAGAUGACGUCAGAUGGGGCGACGUCGAUGCCGGCGGCUCCAAGGAGGAAGCCGUCGUUGAAGGAGAGAGAGAAUAACAGGAGGAGGGAGAGGAGGAGAAGAGCUAUUGCUGCAAAGAUAUAUACUGGGCUUAGAGCUCUAGGAAAUUACAAUCUACCCAAGCACUGUGAUAACAAUGAAGUUCUCAAAGCUCUUUGUGCCGAGGCUGGUUGGGUUGUUGAAGAAGAUGGCACCACUUAUCGAAAGGGAUGUAAGCCACCACGGGCUCCAACUGAUAUACUAGGCAGUUCAGCUAAAAUUACCUCAUUUUCAUCCCAAAAUCCAAGUCCAUUGUCGUCUGCAUUUCCAAGCCCGAUUCCUUCCUGUCAAGUCAGUCCUUCCUCCUCUUCUUUCCCUAGUCCCACUAGGCUUGAUGCUAGUAAUCAGUCUAGUCUAUUCCCGUUCCUUAGAAGCGCCAUUCCUUCAUCUCUGCCACCUCUCAGAAUCUCAAACAGUGCCCCAGUGACACCACCGCUUUCAUCACCAACCUCAAGAAAUCCUAAGCCAAUUCCCAACUGGGAGGCCAUUGCUAAAGAGUCAAUGGCCUCUUUUAACUACCCAUUGUAUGCAGUCUCUGCCCCAGCUAGUCCCACUCACUGUCAUUUUCAUGCCCCGGCUGCUAUACCUGAAUGUGAUGAGUCUGAUGCAUCAACAAUCGAAUCGGGUCAAUGGAUAAGCUUUCAAAAGUUUGCACCUUCUACUUCUCAAAUGCCAACUUCUCCAACCUUUAAUCUUGUGAAGCCCAUUGCUCCACAAAGUUUGCCCAAUGAUUUGAUCAAAGAGAAAGGGCAUGGUUCGGAGUUUCAGUUUGAGAGUGGACUGGUGAAGCCAUGGGAAGGAGAGAGGAUUCAUGAAGUUAGAUUGGAUGAUCUUGAGCUCACGCUUGGAAGUGGAAAGGCUCGGUGUUAGACCAAGUCUAGCAGAGUACAAAUCGAAUGUUGGUGAAAAUGUAUGCUGAAACAGAAGAAAAGUAAGACGAAAGCUGUUGUCCUUACAGGUUAUCACAGUGAGAUGUAGAAGAACAUAUUGCAGAAUAUCUUAAACCAAAGAUUGGAAGAGUUACAUUUUCAUCUGCAAUUGUUUUUUUUUCCCCAGUCAGUUGAUUCUUUGAUUCCCUGGUUGAAUUGUUAGGGGAAGCUGGGUUUUUUUUAGAAUCAAAAUCAAUUCUUUGUAGAUACUGUCGGCUAUUUUGCUGGUUGACAGAAAUGUUUUUAUUUUUCUUUUAGGCUUUUUAUAGGCUUGGGAAAAAACCUCACAGAAUGAAAUUAAUUUACUGGUUUCUAUUGUUAAAUGGAUGUGUGAUCUUUGUUUCUAAGCAAAUGUUUUAUA